This is a messenger RNA of Lactuca sativa (garden lettuce), 838 nucleotides long. Its product is annotated as phosphoglycolate phosphatase 1A, chloroplastic. Gene Ontology annotation, cellular component: cytoplasm. Gene Ontology annotation, molecular function: phosphatase activity. The record is from RefSeq and is a predicted model, not a curated record. NCBI's taxonomy places the organism in Eukaryota, Viridiplantae, Streptophyta, Magnoliopsida, Asterales, Asteraceae.
AUGUGGUUUUCGAGCGCAGAAUUGUGCCCAUCAGUUUCUUUUGCUUGUGAUGAAGGAAUAAUAUUUUGUUUCUAUAUGUUGUCAAUGAGUAGGUAUUGGUGUUUCAAGGUGGAGCAGAUUUAUGUGAUUGGUGAAGAAGGGAUAUUGAUAGAGCUUGAGCUAGCAGGCUUUUCAUACCUCAGGGGUCCGGAAGAUGGUGGAAAAAAGAUAGAGCUCAAGCCUAGGUAUUUGAUGGAACAUGACAAAGAUGUUGGUGAUGUUGUGGUUGGGUUUGAUCGUUACUUUAACUACUACAAAGUUCAGUAUGGGACACUGUGUGUUCGUGAAAAUCCAUGGUGUCUUUUCCUUACUACAAACCGUGAUGCUGUAACUCAUCUUACAGAUGCACAAGAAUGGGCAGGUGGCGGUUCUAUGGUUGGGGCUCUUGUUGGAUCUACUCAACGUGAGCCACUUACUGUUGGGAAACCUUCAACAUUCAUGAUGGAUUACUUGGAAAACAAAUUUGGAAUCACCAAGUCACAAAUAUGUAUGGUUGGUGAUAGAUUAGACACUGAUAUUCUUUUUGGGCAAAAUGGUGGAUGCAAAACUCUUCUUGUUCUCUCAGGUGUAACAAGUCUAUCGAUGCUUCAAAACCCAAACAAUUCCAUCCAGCCAGAUUUUUAUACCAACAAGAUCUCCGAUUUUCUGUCUCUUAAAGUUGCCACUGUGUAACAACUUUGUAGCUCAUCUUUCAUUGCUUCUUUCUUGUGUAUGUAGAAGAAACAAGAAUUAUAAGUUAUAACACAAUAUCAACUCCAUAAUCUUUAUCCAAUUCAUUUUUCAAGCGAAUGAAUUUUGU